Molecule: messenger RNA, 5170 nt
Organism: Lathyrus oleraceus (garden pea)
Lineage: Eukaryota; Viridiplantae; Streptophyta; Magnoliopsida; Fabales; Fabaceae
Product: DNA repair protein UVH3
Exons: 19
Coding region: 170-4954 (1594 amino acids)
Biological process (GO): nucleotide-excision repair
Cellular component (GO): nucleus
Molecular function (GO): DNA endonuclease activity; single-stranded DNA binding
Source: RefSeq, a predicted model, not a curated record
AUAUAUAAUUAACUUAUUUUCAAGUGUAUUUCAAUUAAAUUUUUCUUCAACUAUACUUUCUCUAAAUUAUCUAGUGGUGUUACUAAGAGACGCGUCAUGAACCGCCGCGGUAGUACUAUUAUUUAGUACGCCAGUCUUUUUUUGGCAGCAUAGCGUAAUCAACAAGAAAAUGGGAGUUCACGGUCUCUGGGAACUUCUCUCCCCCGUGGGUCGCCGUGUCUCCGUCGAGACCCUCGCCGGCAAAACCCUAGCCAUCGACGCGAGCAUAUGGAUGGUACAGUUUAUCAAAGCGAUGCGUGACGAGAAAGGUGAAAUGGUUCGCAACGCUCAUUUGCUUGGAUUCUUCCGUCGCAUUUGCAAACUCUUAUUCCUAAGGACUAAGCCUGUUUUUGUCUUUGACGGUGGAACGCCUGCCCUGAAGCGCCGCACCGUCAUUGCUCGACGGAGACAGCGUGAUGUUUCCCAAGCUAAAGUCCGCAAGACUGCCGAGAAAUUGCUUCUUAAUCACUUAAAGGCAUUACGGUUGAAGGAACUGGCUGAUGAUAUUAAGAAGCAGAAACUGAAGCAAAAGAGUGGCACAAAGUCUCAGGAAAAAUCAAAUCAGAUGGACUUCGUUGGCAAUGAUUUAGGAAAAAGUCACAUGAAAGAGCUAGAUGAAAUGCCUGCAGUUAUGUCUGUGGCUAAGGAGGACGGAAAUCUAUCACAGGCUAAAAUUUCGACAAGGUGCAACCAAGAGGAGCUUGAUGAAAUGUUGGCAGCAUCUAUAGCUGCAGAGGAAAAUGAAUUACGAUCCAGAGGAGGAGGGACAUCUACUGUAAUUAAUUCUUCAGAUGCAGACGAAGAGACGAUACUGCCUACAGCCAAUGAUGAAGUUGAUUUAGCUGUUUUAGCUGCUUUGCCACACUCAAUGCAACUUGAUAUUCUUUCUCAGCUUAAAGGCAAGAAAACAGGACCACUGAAGCAAGUUGACAACCAGACAAGACAUGAAGUUAGUGAUUGUGGCAAGGGUAAAGGGAUUGUUUUCAAUGAAACUGACCAGGUUGGGUGUAGCUCAAGAUGUAACGUCAAUGCGACAUCCAGUAGUGACGACCAAAAAAGAAUUGAUGAAAUGUUAGCUGCUUGUAUUGAUAUGGAGGAAAAUGCAAAGCUGGUAAAUAAUGUAUCAAAUUCCCUUGGGGGUUCUACCAAUAAGGAAAAGGAUGGUAACUAUGACGAAGAUGAAGAGAUGAUACUGCCAGCUAUGCACAGUGAAGUUGAUCCAGCUGUUCUGGCCUCUCUGCCUCCAUCAAUGCAACUGGAUCUCCUUGUUCAGAUGAGAGAGCGAUUGAUGGCAGAGAAUAGACAAAAGUAUCAGAAAGUCAAGAAGGAUCCUUCAAAGUUCUCUGAGCUUCAAAUACAAUCUUACCUUAAAACUGUAGCUUUCCGUCGCGAGAUAAAUGAAGUUCAGAAAGCUGCUGUCGGAGGAGGAGUAGGCGGGAUACAGACUUCACGGAUUGCAUCUGAAGCAAACCGAGAGUAUAUAUUCUCGUCAUCCUUUUCCGGUGACAAACAAGGACUUACCUCCACCAGAUUAGAAAGAAAUGUUGAAGAUACACAGCAAAUGGAACGGGGAAGACAUCCUUCACAGAAUUUUAUAAAUAACAUAGCAGCAGAAAAUGUUUCUAAUAUUUCAGCUGGAUUGGUUUGCGGUGAACCUUGCGAGCCUGUUGAUGAAAGUAUUGAGACAUAUCUAGAUGAGAGGGGUCGAGUUCGAGUUAGUAGAUCAAGAGCUAUGGGGAUGCGCAUGACCCGUGAUAUACAAAGGAAUUUGGAUUUGAUGAAGGAGAUUCAGCAUGACAGAACACAUACAAGCAAGGUUGAUAACAUUGACACAGUGCCAAAUACAGAAAAUAGUCCAUCAAAAUGUUCUGGGAGUCAGCUUAGUGGUAAAACAAGAGAAGUGAAUAUUGACUUAGCUGGAGAUAAUGUGCAAAAUGAGGAAUUAAUGCUUGGUAAGAAUACUUCUAUAGAAAUAUCCUUCGAGUAUGAUUGCAAGGAUGAACUUGCAAGUGGCGGGGAUGAUAUAUUUGCAAGUUUAGUUGGAGGAAUAUCUAUGGAACACUCUCAUGCUGAUGAUACCGUGGUGAAAACACCUUGUGGUUCUGAUUCAGAUUGUGAUUGGGAAGAAGGAAUUCUUCAAGGCAAGAAUACCAUUUCUCCCGGAUAUAAUAAAGUGGAAUUGAAGUCUUCUGUUACAGGUGAGUAUGAUAAUAAUGAAAGUGAAGAAGAAUGGGAAGACGGGGAUUGUAAUGGUACUAAAAGUACCUUAUUUUGCCCAUCUGAGCCGGGAAUGUUGGCAUCAAAAGGGCAGUUGGAAGAAGAGUCUGAUUUGCAGGAAGCAAUUAGGAGAAGUCUUGAGAGUACAUGGGAUGGAAAACUUAAAUGCGUGCCAUCUUUAGAUGAACAUUCAAAUGCUUAUGAGAAGAAAUUGGAUCCUAAUUUAGAACAUGGUGAUAACAGUGAAGCUUUAGGAGACAAAAAUGCAAACUACAUGACUAGAAAUGACCCAGAAACUUUCCAUCAGUUAAAGUCAUCUGUGACAUUUAAAUCCAAAAACUCAGAUACAUUGAUUAACGAACCUAGCAAACUGGAUGGACUCGAUAAUUCUGAAAAUUCAAUUUCAGAUGGAAAUGACAUGAUGAUGGAUGAGGUUCCAAAUCUUAUUGUUGCAGAGGAAUUAUUGGAUAAUCAUAAUGAUGGUGGCAUGUCCAAGGUUGAUCCACUUGGUGUGACUGAAGAGGAGAAAAAGAAAAGUAAUGAUGAUUCUGAAGCAUUGAGUAAUUCUUCUGACAAUACAAAGGCUGCUAUUCUUUCGAUGGAGCCAUCCGUGAAGGGAGCUAAAGAAGAUCUUGAUCUGGAGUUAAAAUUGCCUUCAGUGAACAAUGAUGGAAAUUUGUGUAUGGAAAGGACUAGUAACCUCUCCCAAGAAUCAAUGAUUACCCCAGGAGAUUUUCCUGUACUAUUGGAUGAGGUUCAAUUGAAUGAAGAAAUGGAAAUUCUUGAUAGGGAAUAUAUGAACCUAGAAAAGGAGCAGAAGAAGUUUGAGCGUAAUGCAGAGUCCGUUGACAGCGAAUUAUUCACUGAAUGCCAGGAACUACUGCAAAUGUUUGGCUUGCCAUAUAUCAUUGCCCCUAUGGAAGCUGAGGCACAGUGUGCUUACUUAGAACUAUCAAAACUGGUUGAUGGGGUUGUGACUGACGACUCUGAUGUCCUUUUAUUUGGGGCACGCAGUGUUUACAAGAAUAUAUUUGAUGACCGCAAAUACGUAGAGACAUACUUCAUGGAGGACAUUGAAAAGGAGCUUGGAUUGACCAGAGAAAAAUUAAUUCGCAUGGCACUACUUCUUGGGAGUGACUAUACUGAAGGUGUCAGUGGGAUUGGUAUUGUUAAUGCUAUUGAAGUUGUAACUGCAUUCCCGGAGGAAGAUGGGUUCCAGAAAUUCCGGCAGUGGGUAGAGUCACCAGACCCCACCAUCCUUGGAAGGUCGGAUACAAAAUCUGUAUCUAAGAAAGGGUCAAAACUUGAAGAAAAGGAGUCGCCUGAUUACAUCCAAGAAAGAAAGCAAAUUUUCAUGGAUAAGCAUAGAAAUGUUAGCAAGAACUGGCAUAUUCCUUCUUCUUUUCCAAGUGAAACAGUUAUAUCUGCUUAUUUAUCUCCAGAAGUUGACAGGUCAACUGAGCCUUUCGCAUGGGGAAAGCCAGAUCAGCUCGUUCUUCGCAAAAUGUGCUGGGAGAAAUUUGGGUGGUCUAGCCAGAAAGCAGAUGAAUUGCUGUUACCUGUUUUAAAGCAGUACAACAAACAUGCGACUCAACUGCGGUUGGAGGCGUUUUACAGUUUCAAUGAAAAAUUUGCAAAAAUUCGUAGCAAGAGAAUCAAUAAAGCUCUAAAGGGAAUAACUGGUAAGCCACCUUCAGAGGGAGCAGAGGAAGAGGAAGGUCUUGCAGGUAGGAAGAAAUCAAAAAGAAAAGAGUCAAUGGAAAGAAAAAAUGACAGGGAUGUUGUUGCUAAGCAACAUACAAAGAAAAAGAAAAUCAAUGAUGUUUCUACUUCUACACAUGGUGCAUCUGAGGUUGAAAAGUUACAGCCAUGUAUGCAAACAGAAGAAGAGCCUCGGAAUAAAAGUGGAAGUGGGCGAGGAAGAGGUAAAGGUGUGAGAGUAAAAAGAAGCAGAGAGAAGAAAGGUCGUUGUUUUCAAUCUGAAGCUGAAACAUCAUCAAGUAGUAGUGAUAUUGAGAAUCAUGAGCCGGGAGUACAUAUUGAUGGGCCAACAGUUACAGAAGCUGUGCGAAGGUCAAAGCGAUCUCGGAAACCUGUCAACUAUUCCUUCGAGGACCUUGAAGUUGAAGAUGCAGUUGAUUCAUUUGAUCAGAAUAAUCAGACUUGCUUGCGCGGAGAGGGACUACAAGAAAAAUCAUCUUGCAUUGAUGAUGCGAGUGUAGAUAGUUUCAGCAGAGGGAUUGAAAGCAAUAUGAUAGAAAUUCCUGUGAAGGAUAACUUACCCGCAAACUAUCUGGAGCCUGACACAGAUGCUGGUGCAGCAACACCAAAUACUCGCCCUUUAGAUGACUAUCUUGAAAUGGGAGGUGGAUUCUGUGCAGAUGAUAGUGAGAUGGAUAAGAACCAUGAUGCAAUUGAUGACAUGAACACGGCUACAACAAUCUCUCCAGGCUGUUCUGAAUUUUUGGGUGAAACUGACCGUGAUAAAAGUAGUUCAGAUAUAUUGUUUUCUGGUACUGAAAAGGUUACAAGCGAGAUACAAGAUGGAGAAACAUGUCACAAGUUAGACACAGUGCCAAAUGACCACCUAAAUGCUGGCAUAAGAGUGUUGACACCAGAGAAUGCUCAUCACAAUAGUGAGAGCUCUGAGGUAGCUUUUAGCGCUAUGCCUUUUUUGAGGAAAAAAAGAAAGAGAUGAAUCUUCCCAACUCUGAAUGAUGCCUCAAUUGUGUUUCUUAGUAAAUCACAUUAUCACAUUAGAUAUUUAUCAAUUUUGUAUAUCAAAUGUUGAGUAUUUAAUUUAUAAUGCUAUUUAUAACAUCAAACACACCAAUGAUGCUUAGAGUAGAAAUCCAUUUUAUUCUCACAAAAAAUGAAGUCCAAGUUUUGAAAAAAAAUUAAACUUUUAGUCCAA